Messenger RNA from Tachyglossus aculeatus (Australian echidna), 1699 nucleotides. RefSeq names its product stem-loop binding protein (gene SLBP). The transcript has 8 exons. Bases 31 to 912 code for a protein of 293 amino acids. Lineage: Eukaryota; Metazoa; Chordata; Mammalia; Monotremata; Tachyglossidae. The record is from RefSeq and is a predicted model, not a curated record. Gene Ontology annotation, cellular component: cytoplasm; histone pre-mRNA 3'end processing complex. Gene Ontology annotation, biological process: mRNA transport; mRNA 3'-end processing by stem-loop binding and cleavage. Gene Ontology annotation, molecular function: mRNA binding; histone pre-mRNA stem-loop binding.
AGGUGGGGUGCUGCGGUCUGCGCCGGCGCCAUGGCUUCCCGCAGGCAGAGCCCUCAGCCCCCCGCAGCGCCCCCCGCAGGCGGACCCUGGGGCGGCCAGCACAGCAGCCCAUCUCCAGUCCGUUGGUCAAUUGGAAGAAAACGCUGCGCAGAUGGAAAGCACAGAAAUCCAAAUCAUCUUGAUUCUUCUAUGCUCAAAGAGGACCCAUUGAAAUUCAAAUGUUCAAAUGAAAACGAGAAUAGGAAUACAGACAACAGACAUGAGAGUUUUACGACCCCUGAAGGUCCCAGACCCCGCCCAAGAUGCUCUGAUUGGGGAAGUGUCGUUGAAGAGGAUGAAAUGAGGACAAAAGUUAACAAAGAAAUUGCAAGAUACAAAAGAAAACUCUUGAUAAAUGAAUUUGGAAGAGAACGGAAGUCAUCUUCUGGAAGUUCUGACUCAAAAGAGUCGACGGUACCAGCAGAACUAGAAACUGAUGAAAGUGUUCUGAUGAGAAGACAGAAACAAAUCAACUAUGGAAAGAACACCAUUGCGUAUGACCGAUACAUUAAAGAAGUUCCAAGGCACCUUCGGCAACCUGGAGUUCAUCCCAAAACACCCAAUAAAUUUAAGAAGUACAGCCGACGGUCUUGGGAUCAGCAGAUCAAGCUGUGGAAGGUUGCUCUGCAUUGUUGGGAUCCUCCAGCGGAAGAAGGGAGUGACUUACAAGACAUUAGUCCUGUUGAUCUCGGUGAAAUGGAGACCGAAUCUGCAGAGAGUAGCUCCGAAUCACAAACGAGCUCUCAGGAUAACUUUGAUAUGUAUUCUGGCACUCCCACAAAAGUUAGACACGUUGACUACCAGGCGGAAGAUGAGUUUGAUUUAGAGGCUUGUUUGACUGAACCACUGAGAGAGUUCCAGCCUUUGAGCUAAUGGGGCCAGCUGGAGGUGAUUUUUAAAGAUGGAAACCCCCUUUUUAAAAAUAGGUGACAUUUUACCCCAGGGGAGUUUACUGGUGAAAUAUUAGCCAGGGUGUGCAGUGUGGAUUUGUAAUUGGGUGUUCCUUGUUAAUAAUUCACACCUCUGGGUCAUGAUCUCCUUGUUUUCUUUUUAAUUGACUUUAAUUUAUAAGUAUGGUUUUGCAAGUUUUCAAAACUCAGCAAAAUUCAUGAAAAGGAAACUUUAAAUAACAGGGCAGCAACUUAUUAACUCUUACCAUCCCCGAAUCUAUCCUGAAUCCUUUAAAUGACUUUUCCUAAGUACUUUUCAUUGCAUAGCUAAAGUGCAGCGGAACUUUCCUUCGAAUGACUGAAACCUCCUGGUUUUUCCACCUAUAAGAUUGGCUUUCUUAUAAAUUUAAUUUUGUUAUUGUCAGUGCCAUAAUAAACUGUUCUAUUUCAUGUGGGAUUUGGGAUUGGAGAGUGAGUUAAUGGAGUUGUUACGAAACUGAGCUUUAAUAAAAGAGCUGCAGCCUAAAUUUGGUACUGUAAAUAGUUAUUACUCUUCUAGUAAUAUUCGAAGAAGAGUUCAGUAGUGGAAGGUAUUUAGGAUUUUUCAUGCAACCAUUUAUUCAUGUAAAAUUGUUGUAAUUGUACAGAUAGAUUUUCCUGUUAUUUGCACUUGUAAAAUUCUUGUUGACAGUUCAUGUUUCUAUUGCUUUUGUAUGGGACCGAAUUGCCAAAAUAAAAGGAAAAUAAAUUGUGGUCACGUGUUAUUAAAU